This is a messenger RNA of Prorocentrum cordatum, 1139 nucleotides long. The record is from the annotation of a GenBank genome assembly. NCBI's taxonomy places the organism in Eukaryota, Dinophyceae, Prorocentrales, Prorocentraceae.
GCGCCUCGGCCGCCAGGGCGUGCUGGCAGACCCCCGAGCCGGUGCCGCGGGACGAGCGCUCGUCGAUGCGGCCGCCCCACGCCCUGGUCCGCGGCCCCGUCUCGGGUCCCACCGCGGGCCCGCCCAGGGCCCGCGGCAAGGCGAGGCCGGUGAAGCACCUGUCGCCGCAGCGCUCCGCGGGGCGCGCGCGCCCCUCGUCGCCGCCGGCCGCGGCCUUCGACUGGAGCGGCCUCGCGGGCGACGACGAGGAGGCCUCCCCCCGCGCGGGCUCCGCGCCCGAGAGCCUGCGGGUGGUGCGGGAGGACCAGCUGCGGGGCGGGCCGGCGGAUGCGCUCGCGGAGAGCCUCUACGUCCCGCCCUCCUCGAAGCAGGCCUACGUGCACGCGCACGCGGCCGCGGCGCCCCCCGCGGCCGGCGGCGGCCUCCCGGCUUCCGGCGCCGGCAGCUCCGGCCUCCGAGGCGGGCGGCGCAGCUCCGUCGACAAGAGUGCCGGCGUCUCCGCUGCGGCCGUCGGCGACGCCGCCGCCGUGGCUGCCUCCGCGGCGCAUGCCGCGGGCGCGGUGUCGGCGCUGGGCUCGCGGCGGCCUUUUGCCCUGGGGCAUGCCGAGGAGUCCACCUCGCCAGAUGAAUUGGAUUCUGACGACGACCUCCUCUUCGGGGACGAGGACCACAGCACUCUCGCCCGGCGAUCCAGCCACCCAGACACCGGGCUGCCGAGCCGUGCCCGCGCCCACGGACGCUCCAGCGCCGCGGGCGGCUCCACGGCGGGCGUGGCCAGCAGGCAGGGCCUCGGGGACGCUGCUGCUCGCCACGCCGCCCGUCAGCCACCGCCAGCCGCUGGACCGCGCCGCGGUUCCUCGGAGCGGCCGUCUGCCAAAGCGACUGCCAAAGCGACUGCCAAAGCGACUGCCAAGGGCCUUGGCCUCAAGGCGAAGCCCACGCCCAGCGAGGCCAAGGCUCUGGCCAAAGCCUUAGGCGCUGCCGAGCUGGUGACCCAGCCCGCUUGGAAGCCGCCCGCAGCCCAAGAGGCGCUCCCGCCGUCGUCCGACGGUCCAGCGCCGCCCUCGGCGGCUGCCGCCUCUGCCGCCGCCGCGCACCCGGCCGCCAGCGUCGCGGCCCUGGCAGCCCCGGCCGCCACG